Molecule: messenger RNA, 564 nt
Organism: Oldenlandia corymbosa var. corymbosa
Lineage: Eukaryota; Viridiplantae; Streptophyta; Magnoliopsida; Gentianales; Rubiaceae
Source: the annotation of a GenBank genome assembly
AUGGAAAAUGGGGCGGUUGUGGUCCUUGGUGGCGAAGAGGAUGGUGGUGAAGAUACCUCCGACGCCGGAGCCGGUGGCUAUGUCGAAAUAAUCAGCAAUCCGAGAAUCGGGAUUGCCGGAUUUUACCUUCAAGGCGUUCUCCAAAUAGGCCAAGGCUUUCCCGGGGAUGAUGCUGCGCAUUCCGCCGCCGUCGAUGCUCAGGACGUAUAUUUUGCCUCUCUGAUUCUUAAUCGCCUGAAGACCAUCCACCUCCGCGGCAGCUUUAGGGGAGGUAGAAACGACCUCUUCAAGCAGGGGCGGGGUUGGAAUCGGUAUCGAUGCUGGGCUCUUGAAGCGUUUCCGAUGAAGGACGACGGUGACUUUCGACGUCGAACCUUCGCAUUGUUGGGAUGCCGCCGGAGCUUGCUGCCGAUGUUGUUACAGUUGGAACUUGGGGGAACGUAUCCUUGCAGAUGCCCCCAAAUCAGCCUGACGUCGAAGACGGGCUUCCUUCCAAAUUUACAGACUUCACGGCCCCAUUUGACUUGGGCAGCCGUGGCCAGUUCUAUGGCUAUAGAGGACUAA